Arabidopsis arenosa is the source of this 4631-nucleotide messenger RNA. The record is from the annotation of a GenBank genome assembly. NCBI's taxonomy places the organism in Eukaryota, Viridiplantae, Streptophyta, Magnoliopsida, Brassicales, Brassicaceae.
CUUCUGUCUCAUCUGGUUUGAGAGAGAGAGAAGUGAGAGAAGGAGAAGGAGGAAGAAGAUGACUGAGAAUCGGGUGGUUUUGGUUCUGCUUAUACUCUGCAUUGUUGGGUUUGAGCCAAGUUUCAUCUAUGGAGCUACAGAUUCAUCAGAUACUUCUGCGUUAAACACCAUGUUCAGCUCCAUGAAUUCUCCAGGACAGCUAUUACAAUGGACAGCAUCAGGAGGUGAUCCUUGUGGCCAAAACUGGAAAGGCAUAACUUGCUCUGGCUCAAGAGUUACUCAAAUAAAGUUGUCAGGUCUUGGACUUUCUGGAUCACUUGGAUAUAUGCUUGAUAAAUUGACUUCUGUUACUGAGUUUGAUCUAAGCAACAAUAACAUUGGAGGCGAUUUGCCGUAUCAGCUUCCUCCAAACUUGGAACGAUUGAAUCUUGCUAAUAACCAGUUAACCGGAUCUGCUCAAUAUUCCAUUUCUAUGAUGGCACCUCUUAAGUACCUCAAUCUUGCUCAUAACCAGUUGAAGCAACUAGCUAUUGACUUCACAAAACUCACCUCUCUCUCUAUCUUGGACCUCUCUUCCAAUGCUUUUACGGGGUCGCUCCCAAACUCUUGUAGCUCUCUUACGAGUGCAAAAUCAAUUUAUCUUCAGAACAAUCAGUUCUCAGGCACCAUUGAUAUCCUAGCCACUCUUCCUCUCGAAAAUCUGAAUAUUGCAAACAACCGAUUCACAGGAUGGAUCCCCGAUUCUUUGAAAGGCAUUAACUUGCAAAAAGAUGGUAAUUUAUUAAAUUCUGGGCCUGCACCUCCACCACCUCCCGGUACACCUCCGAUUAGUAAAUCACCUACUCCGAAAUCCGGGAACCGUGAAACUCGGUCCAAUGGUGAUUCCAGCAGUAGCAAAGACUCCAGCAAAUCAGGGCUUGGAGCUGGUGGAAUAGCAGGAAUAGUCAUUUCAUUGUUAGUUGUAACAGCAGUCAUAGCUUUCUUCUUGAUCAAGAGAAAAAGAUCAAAGCGGUCAUCAUCCACGGACAUUGAAAAGACUGAUAAUAACAUUAACCAGCCCAUUAUACUAGCGUCAAAUGACUUUCAUCAUGAGAAUAAGUCUGUACAGAAUCCACCAUUAGUUGAGACAAAGAAAUUGGAUAUGUCAUUGUCGAUGAAUCUACGACCUCCACCAGCUGAGCGACAUAAGUCGUUUGAUGACGAUGAUUCAACAAUGAGAAAACCCAUUGUAGCAAAGAAAGCUGCUGUUGUUGUUCCUUCAAAUGUGAACACAUAUACGGUUGCAGAUCUUCAAAUAGCUACCAACAGUUUCAGCGUAGAUAAUCUUCUCGGCGAAGGGACAUUUGGAAGAGUAUACAGAGCUCAGUUUGAAGAUGGAAAGGUACUUGCUGUGAAGAAAAUUGACUCAUCUGCACUUCCCACGGAUACGGCUGAUGAUUUUACCGAAAUAGUAUCGAAAAUAGCGCAUUUGGAUCACGAAAAUGUCACAAAGCUUGAUGGUUACUGCUCUGAACACGGGCAACACUUGGUGGUCUAUGAGUUCCAUAGAAACGGCUCAUUGCAUGACUUUUUACAUCUUGCGGAAGAGGAAAGCAAACCACUGAUAUGGAAUCCCCGUGUCAAGAUCGCUCUUGGCACUGCACGAGCAUUGGAGUACUUGCAUGAAGUUUGCUCACCAUCUAUAGUCCACAAGAACAUUAAAUCAGCAAAUAUUUUACUUGACUCAGAGCUGAAUCCCCACCUCUCAGACUCAGGUCUCGCUAGCUUCCUUCCCACUGCAAAUGAGCUACUGAAUCAAAACGAUGAAGGAUACAGUGCACCAGAAACUUCAAUGUCAGGCCAAUACUCUUUGAAGAGCGAUGUUUACAGUUUUGGAGUAGUGAUGCUUGAGCUUUUAACCGGAAGAAAACCAUUCGACAGCACAAGGUCAAGAUCUGAACAGUCAUUGGUAAGAUGGGCAACACCUCAGCUUCACGACAUUGAUGCUUUGGGGAAAAUGGUUGAUCCAGCUCUCAAAGGGCUUUACCCGGUUAAAUCCCUCUCCCGAUUUGCAGAUGUUAUCGCCCUUUGCGUUCAGCCGGAGCCAGAGUUUAGACCACCGAUGUCUGAAGUGGUGCAAGCGCUGGUUGUAUUGGUGCAGAGAGCUAACAUGAGCAAGAGAACUGUCGGACCCGGCUCCGGUAGCUCCGGCGUCAAUGAUUACAUGAGGAAGAGAUCAGGGAGAGGAUUAGUAAAGGGAGUGAAGACAAAGAACACAAAAGAAGAGAGGUUGAGAAAAAAGUUGAAGGCUCUCAAAGAGGAUCUAACUGCGAAGAUGCAUCUUCCGACCGGUGAUGAUGGUCAUGAUGUUAUCACUCCACAAGCUUAUCUUACUCCAUUGGGGUCUCAAAGUAUCACCCAUGCAAAAUUCUUACAAAUCCCAUGGAGACAAUCUGUCUUCUCAAAGCAUUUAGAAUUAAACACAGGUCUCUCUAAAUCAACCAAACUCGACGAAGCCGUGACCUUGAUAGAGAAGUCAUCAUCAUCAUCAUCAGCGUCCAAUCUCUCCACUCCUGAAGCUUACACAGACCUUCUUCAUGCUUGUAUCUCCGCUAAAUCGCUUCACCAUGGUAUAAAAAUCUGUUCUUUGGUUCUCAACAAUCCUAGUCUCCGUCACGAUCCCAAAUUACUUAGCAAGCUCAUUACCCUUUUCUCGGUUUGUCGCCGAUUGGAUCUUGCUCGGAAAAUCUUUGACGAUGUCACUGAUUCGAGUCUACUUACUGAGAAAGUCUGGGCAGCGAUGGCGAUUGGGUAUUCUAGAAAUGGGUCACCACGAGACGCUUUGAUCGUGUAUGUGGAUAUGUUGUGUAGUUUCAUUGAGCCUGGGAAUUUUUCGAUAUCUGUGGCGUUAAAAGCUUGCGUGGGUUUGAAAGAUCUUCGGGUUGGUAGAGGAAUCCAUGGCCAGAUUGUGAAACGGAAGGAGAAGGUUGAUCAAGUUGUGUAUAAUGUGCUCUUGAAGCUUUACAUGGAACGUGGCUCAUUUGAUGAUGCACGUAAGGUGUUCGAUGGAAUGUCUGAGAGAAAUAUUGUUACUUGGAAUUCUUUAAUUUCGGUACUUAGCAAGAAAGUUCGGGUUCAUGAGAUGUUUAAUCUGUUCAGAAAGAUGCAGGAAGAGAUGAUUGGGUUUAGUUGGGCGACUUUGACGACAAUAUUACCCGCUUGUUCACGUGUCGCUGCUCUUCUCACUGGGAAAGAGAUUCAUGCGCAGAUUCUGAAAUCGAAAGAGAAACCUGAUGUUCCGUUACUUAAUUCAUUGAUGGAUAUGUAUGGGAAAUGUGGAGAGGUUGAGUAUUCUCGGAGAGUCUUUGAUGGGAUGUUAACUAAGGAUUUGACUUCAUGGAACACGAUUCUAAACUGUUACGCAAUCAACGGAAAUAUCGAAGAAGUGAUAAAUCUGUUUGAAUGGAUGAUAGAGUCAGGCGUCGCACCAGAUGGGAUUACCUUUGUUGCUUUGUUAUCCGGGUGUAGCGAUACAGGGCUAACGGAAUACGGUAUAAGUUUGUUUGAACGCAUGAAAACUGAAUUCAGAGUUUCACCGGCCUUGGAACAUUAUGCUUGUUUGGUUGACAUCUUGGGCCGAGCUGGUAAGAUCGAAGAAGCAGUCAAGGUAAUAGAAACAAUGCCAUUUAAGCCAAGGGCAUCCAUUUGGGGAUCACUGCUCAACUCUUGCAGGCUCCAUGGGAAUGUUUCAGUGGGAGAGAUUGCAGCGAAAGAGUUGUUUGUUCUUGAACCUCAUAAUCCAGGGAACUAUGUUAUGGCUUCGAACAUAUAUGCUGAAGCAAAGAUGUGGGACAAUGUAGAUAAGAUUCGAGAGAUGAUGAAACAAAGAGGGAUCAAAAAGGAAGCUGGUUGCAGUUGGGUACAGGUUAAAGACAAGAUUCAAAUCUUUGUUGCAGGAGGUGGUUACGAGUUUCGUAAUUCGGAUGAGUAUAAGCAAGUAUGGACAGAAUUACAGGAAGCAAUUGAAAAAUCCGGUUAUUCUCCUGAUACGAGCGUGGUGCUUCAUGAUGUUGAUGAAGAAACUAAGGCAAAUUGGGUUUGUGGACACAGCGAGAGACUCGCGACAACCUACUCCCUAAUUCACACAGGUGAAGGGGUUCCAAUUAGGGUUACCAAGAAUCUCAGAGUAUGUGCAGACUGCCAUUCAUGGAUGAAGAUUGUAUCGCAAGUAACUGGGAGAGUCAUUGUCCUCAGAGACACCAAAAGAUUCCACCAUUUCGUUGCCGGCAUUUGCUCAUUGGCUUCGAAGCAAGGUUGGUUCGGUGCAGCCAGGAACGAGACCAGAACUUGGUGGGGACGAGGGUUUUACUUUUACUAUAGACGUGGCCUCAAGACGCUGUUGUGGAUUGUGGUAGAUAUUCUGGCAAAUGGUGGUUGCGGCGAAGCAAACGAAGGUCAACCAGAUUCAACGGCGGUUGUGAUAGACAUUCCGGCGAAAGAGAUAAAAUCAGGCCCAUGUUAGUCUAUAUAUAUAGGCCCAUUAUAUGUGAAGAUAAUGUCCAUGUAUUAACUAGCUACCGAGAGAUAUAUAGUGUUUGUUUUUUGUGUGCAAAAUUUAUGAAUCUUGAGAUUAUUAAAUACAAUUUUUUUUA